Molecule: messenger RNA, 5130 nt
Organism: Triplophysa dalaica
Lineage: Eukaryota; Metazoa; Chordata; Actinopteri; Cypriniformes; Nemacheilidae
Gene: smoc1
Product: SPARC related modular calcium binding 1
Exons: 15
Coding region: 250-1788 (512 amino acids)
Biological process (GO): extracellular matrix organization
Cellular component (GO): basement membrane
Molecular function (GO): calcium ion binding; heparin binding; protein binding
Source: RefSeq, a predicted model, not a curated record
ACGUGUACGCCACUAUUCAACCUGUAGCUGAAAAAGGACCGUACGUCCCUCGCUGUGGAAAGAGUGUAUCACUAUCUUGAAUGAGUCCUCCUAGGCACUAUGAAAACGAAAACUUUUUUACACAUGUAAAGGAAACCCCACUAAGGACGAAUACAUUUGAGAACAAACUUUUGGAAUUUCUUGCAAACUUGGGACCCUGCCUGUCAUAAAGUUUUAUUAUACUGUUCUUAAAUUUCACGAACAGACAGAAUGUACUCCCAAAAUCUGGUCCUUUUUGUGCUGUCAUAUUCCCUCACCUUGCUGCUGAUGAUGAUGUGCGUCUCGCCAGCCUCAGCGCAGAAGUCGAAUGGUCCGAGGUGGCUUAUAGGGGACAGGGAGAGCCACUGUGCCACUGUCUGCUCCAAGACCCACGGCAAACCUGUGUGUGGUUCAGACGGACGCAGUUAUGAUACCAGCUGUGACCUGCAGAGGGCGAAAUGCAAGGACCGCACUCUUAGCCUUGCCCACAGGGGGAGAUGCAAAGGUAAAAACUCUGUCAGAAUAGAUCAACCUCCCAUCCUCCCCGCACCUACACUUGCUUCAGAGGGCAAAGGGGUGGAAUUGAAAGAAACAGGCCAAUCCAAAUGUCGACUGGAAAGGAGCCAGGCUUUGGAGCAGGCUAAGAGGCCACAGGAAUCUAUUUUUAUUCCACAAUGCAAUGAUGAUGGAACGUUUGCACAGGUCCAAUGUCACACACUCACAGGGUACUGCUGGUGCGUGACAACAGAUGGCAAGCCAGUCAGCGGUUCUUCUGUCCAGAACAAAACGCCAGUGUGUUCAGGAAACUUCCGUGAAUUUAUGGGAACUCAAGCUGGGACGAGUGGAUUAUCAGGGUCAGUAACCGAUAAGCCACCAGGACCUCCUAGUUCUGGCAGAAAAGUCUCUUUCCGUUUCUUUCUCACCCUCAAUCCAGACGAUGGCUCCAAGCCCACUCCCACUAUGGAGACACAUGUUGUGCCAGAAGGUGAGGAGAUUACAGCCCCCACAUUAUGGAUAAAGCAACUGGUUUAUAAAGAACCCAGGCAAAACAGUACCAACAGUAAAAAACCAGAGAAGAUACCUUCUUGCGACCAGGAGAGGCAGAGUGCUCUGGACGAUGUUCGGCAGAACCCACGGGAGGCCAUCUUUAUCCCUGACUGUGGCCUGCAAGGCCUCUACAAACCUGUCCAGUGCCACCAGUCCACUGGUUACUGCUGGUGUGUGCUGGUAGACACAGGACGACCCAUUCCUGGAACCUCUGCAAGAUAUAAGAAACCAGAAUGUGACAGUGCAGCUCGUUCUCGAGUCUCAGAGAUUGAGGAUCCUUUCAGAGACAGAGAUCUGACAGGGUGUCCAGAGGGAAAGAAAGUGGAAUUCAUAACCAGUUUGUUGGAUGCCCUUACUACUGACAUGGUACAUGCUAUCAACUCACCAGCCCCCUCUGGUGGUGGGAGGAUGGUUGAGCCUAACCCUAGCCACACACUGGAGGAACGGGUGGUUCAUUGGUAUUUUGCCCAGCUGGAUAACAAUCGCAGUCACGACAUCAACAAGAAGGAGAUGAAACCCUUUAAACGCUAUGUGAAGAAAAAAGCCAAACCCAAACGAUGUGCCCGCAAGUUUACAGACUACUGCGACCUCAACAAGGACAAGACUAUCUCUCUUCAAGAACUCAAAGGCUGCCUAGGAGUCAAUAAAGAGGGUAGUACUACAAGCAGCAGCAGUCAGGGUGCAAGGCAAGGGACCAAUUUGUUCAUAGGUCGUCUGGUUUGAAGACAGAAAGUUCCAGAAGAUGAGGAAGUUGUGCAAUGUACUGUGGGAAGGCAUCUGUUCACUGCUGGAGGAGUACCACAAAGGAUUCGGCUAAAUAAUUGCGAGGUUCCUGAAGAAAAGGCAAACAAUGAUAAAUGAUAACAAGGAGCCAAAAUAUUUGCACUUUCUCUUCCCAUUGUUAGACAUUUUACUAUGUCCUUGUUUGUGUUUCAUUAAAUGUUUUAUUAAUAUGACAAAAAUGUAUGACAGAGCACAGACUAAGUGUGAAUGAUUCACUGCUACCAUCCACAUCAUGCUCACCGCCAACUCAGUCAGUAUUAUAUAGUUGUGUUUAAUGAGACUUUUUAAAUGAGAAAUUAAAAAAAUCCAAGCUUAAAAAACGAAUUUCAAAUCAAUCAAACACUCCUUCAGUUGAUAUUUGGUUGUCCAGAAAUGCGGUUUUGCAGUUGUUUUUGUAAAUGUCCACUCAACCAGUUUGUUUACCCUUCUGUUAACCUCGGCAACGGAACUAAUGGAGCAUUGAUUGUGAACAAGAAUUGGAGCGAAAUCGUUUCUGUCAACAAACAUUAGCUACGGUCUCCCAGACCUGCACCUCAGGACACUAGUAAUAUUUACCGAACCAUCGCCUUAGAAUGAGCAGUGAGUUCCACAUGAUUCAUUCAGAAGUCAGAGGUCAAAAACACUAUCACCAAAAAGUAGUUUUGUAAAUGUUACACAACACUUCGCUAAGCUAAGCUUCACUUCAUGAAAUGAAUUAUUCAGUGGGUACAUCUUGCGUGAGCAAUUACUGCUUUUUACAAUCCUUUAAUGAAAUCCUAUUAUUUCCUAAGAGAUUAAUUUAUGAUCAAUAUCUCUCUUCUGCAUAAAAAGUUUAUAGCAUUCAAGUCAUGUAGCUAUCUCAUUUACUGUAUGCUAAUCAGAAAGUGUCAUAGUUCAAUCGUAAUACAGCACAGUACUUCUUAACGGUGUGAUGAACUUGGCUUGUUUAUUGUUUUAUACUGUAGGAGGUCGACUUAUGAUGUUCGCGUGGUUUUUAAACUCAAAAAUCGAAUUUAUUCAAAAUCAAUAAGUAAUAGUCUAUUUUCUACCCGGGUUUUGAGGCCGGAUUGACAAACGAUUGGUGUGAAUGGGCGUUCCGCCAUGAAGACUUGGAAGUAAACGCCCACUGUUAUAAUUGGAUAGCAGUUUGCGUUGUAAACUUAGUUGGAGCCUUCUGUGAAUUUGUUUAGAGACGUAAUGUUAGGUUACACAUUUGCCCUAUUCGCAUGGGAUUAGUAUUAUCUUGGGACCUUGUGUGAUUUAAAUUACCUUCCCACAUCUGUAUUUCAUGUGGCGUAUUCGCACAGGAUAAAUGAAGCCUGUGAUUUUACUAAAAUUUACUGACUUAUUUCCUGGAUGUGAUGGCAAGGCUUUGCGUGUAGUUCGUAUAGCUUAUAAUUGUAUGGUGUUUAACGAUUCACACAGGAUUAAGAUCAUAGACAACCUCUGCAAGUAUUAUAAAUGACUAAAAAUCCACAGGUAACUCUCAUCCCGUGCGAAUAGGGCCCAGGGCAUAUCCAGCGAUCUCUAACAAAGCAUUAUUGACGCAAUCUUAAUGUACUCAGAUGAAUGUACAAGAUUCCUUUGUCAUUCCUAUCUAAUCCAAUAUUGAUGGCACUGCUUUUUAAUUUUAGUCUCUCUGCAAAUCCCUCGUCGACCUAUGCCUUGUUCACAAAGGAAUCUGCGGUAAUGUUUUACCCACGUGAGGUGGAACCUCUUUAAAAACAAACUUCAACCAUGCAUUACUAAUGUCGGAAUCCGAAGGGAGGUUAUGCAGCGACUGUGUUCUUCCAUAACCAGGCACUGACUCCACAAUAUUAUGCUUGCUCGCUCUUUCUGGUUCCACGCACUUGUGUUACUAAAGGAACUUUCAUGCCCGAACCAGAGGGCGGGCUAGAGAUGUUGUGGUUGAUAUUGUUCUGUGGAGGGGUGUUCUACCCAUCAAUGACAUCAUAGAUAGGUGCAUUCCAGGACCUGGCGUUUGUUGAGCCUGGUGUCAAUAACAAUUAUCAUAUCAGUAACAAGGACGUUUUCAGUUCUGACACUUACAGGAUGUUUGAUGGAUACGAUUCCCUCUUAUAUAACAAAAGCUCGGGUUAAAAUUGAUGUCUUAAUUAAUCGCCCCUUUAAAGAACCUGGUAUACCAAUACCAUGGGAUAUACCUGUAAAUAUUGAAAUAAUUUGGACCACCUUACAUGGAAAAUACUGUGGUAUUGCAAUACAUCUGAUAGGAUCACUAGCAUCACAGUAGCUUGUGUGAGGGUAGGCCUUCAUUUUGAGGCUCAGGUCCUGAAACAAACAUACUUGCUAACAGCUUUUUUAUAUUUCUUAAGGUAUGUUGCAUACCUUUACACUUCACUUGGUUUUUCGUCUCAUUUGAAAAUCUUAGCUGGAAUAUCUGAUUUUUUUUCACUGAUAUUUAUGCUGGAAGAGCAAAAUAAAAAAAGACAUGAAACAACAUUGAAUGUUAAGACAGUGACCCAUUCAGUGAGUUAUGGAAAGAAUUUUCACUCAUCCAAUAUUAAAUAUAGAUACAUAUAUUUACUCUGAAUGUUAACGACAUUAUCUUUCUGCUUUAGGAAGGAUGUGGUUUGUUUGUCUUCAUUUGUGGUCAUUUGUUUGUUUGUCAUCAUGUUUGUGAAUGUGUGCGUACAUUUUUUUUUUGCUUAUGGACAUACUUUGAAGUCAUUAUUUUGGCUCAAAAAGUAAAGUGUCAAGUUGUAAAUAUUUAUCAUCAUACUGUGUGUGCUUUUGGGCUGUUCACAAAGUCUUAAACUCUUUUAGCGUCAACAUCAAUUAGAAUAUAUUUUAGAGUAAAGUUUCUAAGUAGCCUGUUUUAUCAUAAAAUUGCUGUUUGUGAAGUCUGUUAAUCACAAUGUAAAAAUUACAACCAUUGACCCAUACACAUAUAAAAAGAUCUUAACUGUGUCAUCUUGAUUUUAUAAGACAUUCAUUAAAUGUGAAAUUCUGUUUAGUGGACAACAGAGGGUGUUUAUUUCUUUGUCUUUUUUAAUGUCAUGUGCAUUCUUUGCUUGGAGAAACAAGUGAUUACAGUAAAAUUUCACCUGGAGUACAGACAAUGUCAUUUACAAACAAUUGCACCAGAUUGCAUUUUACAGCUAUAAAGGAUGUGUUGUUUUAUGAUAAUUUUUUUGCAUACUUUGCUGUAGCAUACAUUUAUGACACAAUGAUCAACUACAACAAAUUUUAAAUCACACACAUGCCUCCAAGAUCUGAACCACCAUUAAAUAUUUGAAUGGACUGAAUGCUCUAAUAAAAAGUCCUUUGUGAUGACUUGGUACA